ACAGACAUUUUAGCCAAUAUUUCACAUGAUGGACUGAGGCUUUUUACCCAGCAAGCAUUAAAUUGCAUUCAAAUAUGUAAAUAAUUUGUGCAUUGCCAGGAAUCAUAAAUACACCCGUCCUUUCCAAUGAAAAACCUAUGGCUCUGGUCUUUCUAUUCCAGCCCAGAAGGUGGCGAUAAGGCACUCACAGUUCGCUACCAACCGCCAUUACACUCCACUGAAGAAGAACAAGGAAAAGCCGAAGUCCUGUGAUACAGCUCGGUCAGUGGUCUUCCUCCUCCAGUCCAGAUUGAGGAGAUUGCUACCUGUCUUCCUGUCUGUCAGUAUGUCAUCCAGGAGAGAACAGAGUUCCAGGUCUCUCCUAUUUGGCUUGCUGCUUGUGCUGCUCUGUGAGGUGUUCUCGUUUGCACAUGCAAGCAAGAGUUUUGAAGACGUGCGCUGCAAGUGUAUCUGUCCACCCUACAGGAACAUCACCGGACACAUCUACAGCAGGAAUGUCUCCCAGAAAGAUUGUAACUGCCUCCAUGUAGUGGAGCCCAUGCCAGUGCCAGGCCAUGAUGUGGAGGCCUACUGUCUACUGUGUGAGUGCAAGUAUGAGGAACGCAGCAGCAACACCAUCAAGGUGACGAUCAUCAUCUACCUGUCAGUGGUGGGCUCUCUGCUACUCUACAUGUUGUUCCUGCUGCUGGUUGAACCUCUCAUUCGUAAACAUGACCCCUACAUCCAACCCCUUCACAACGAGGACGACUCUGAGGACAUGCGGCCGCAGCCUGAGUGUGCUGCUGCUGCCCAGGGAGGCAGGGGUAACACGGUACUGGAACGGGUAGAGGGAGCCCAGCAGCGCUGGAAAAAACAGGUCCAGGAACAGCGCAAGACUGUCUUUGACCGACACAAGAUGCUUAGUUAAACCUCAAUGGCUGACUUCAGAUCAGAGGCUAGAGUCACCUCCCAAGCUUCGUCCACAUCUGCUGCUGUUGUAUUGUCACUAGCUACAUGUUGUUCUUCAGGAUUUCAACCCCUCUGCCAUUUCAAUACAGUCCCUGCACAUUUAGGAUUGUUAAUGAGCGUUAUGGUAAUUCUGUUUGGAACGAUCGCUGGCCCAUUUGUCCUUUGUUUCCAAAAUGGUGGUAGCUUUGAAAAAGUAGGACUGAUUCAGAAUAUUUUUAACAUGCUUAAGCACAUUUUACAAAUAAUUUUCAAUCCUCAUUGUAGCAUUGUUGUAUUGUGAAGCUAACUCAGCGCACCGGAUACUUUAGGUAGGCUGAAUGCUUGUGAAUGAUAGGCUCACUGUAAAUAGGCUGCCGGUAUGUAAUUGGUUACUUUAAUUAUUAGCUGGUGCCAAGCCAAGUUCAUUCCUUAGUUUAAGCACUAUUUAUCUUCAGAACCACUUGUGGUUCAUUUUGCACUUCCUGAUGAUAUCCUUUGCACUUAAAGACACAAGAAAGGAAAAUGUAUUGCUUUAUUUAGCCAUGUAAUGAUGAUUGAUAGUUUGGCUGGCUUUGAAAAAUGUGUUGUUUGAUAGGCUGUCUCUACCUGGAGUGGACACAGAUGAGUGAAACCUCUGAGGAUGCUAAAUGUGAAUAGCUUAGCUUGUAACAGUCAUUGUAAUGUAGUAAUUUAUUUUAGAGUCACUGGAAUGCCAAAUGUCUUUGUAUGAUUCCAGUGUGGAAUAUUGCAGUCAGUGGAUUGUCUCACAUUCCAUUAACUAGCACUGACUGAGGCUCUGUGCUGUGUGUGUGGAGGGGGGACAUUUCCAAUCACAUUCUGAGGUGAAGUUAUGCUAGCCUGCUUUACCUCAAACACACACACAUUGAGAAUUGAUGAAAAGGUGUAUUGAAUGAAUGUUUUAGCUGACAUAUUUUAAUGCAGAUGUACUCUUAAUUGACAUUAUUUUGAAUGGAAUUAUCAAAAGGAAUAUGGUAGGGCCUGUAUGUUGAUGUUAAAGACAUAUCAACUGAUAUCUGUGUUUUGAUAUAGGCUAGGAUUUUAUUACAUUGUUUAUUUUAGUUGGACUCUUUUCUGAGAUCUUGCAAUGUUGAAAGAAUGUCUGUGUAAUUGCCUACACCAUGCUUGGAAAACAGUAAAAAUGGACCUUGGUUGAGCUUA
Messenger RNA from Oncorhynchus mykiss (rainbow trout), 2106 nucleotides. RefSeq names its product proton-transporting V-type ATPase complex assembly regulator TMEM9. The record is from RefSeq and is a predicted model, not a curated record. Lineage: Eukaryota; Metazoa; Chordata; Actinopteri; Salmoniformes; Salmonidae. Gene Ontology annotation, cellular component: lysosomal membrane.